Didymodactylos carnosus is the source of this 3675-nucleotide messenger RNA. NCBI's taxonomy places the organism in Eukaryota, Metazoa, Rotifera, Eurotatoria, Philodinida, Philodinidae. The record is from the annotation of a GenBank genome assembly.
AGUAGAGGUACAGCAUUGAGGUCGGUCGCUAGCGACAGUUAUUUUAAACUCUUUAUUUUAUCGACAUCAUUACUAGGUGUGUUCUGAUGUCAGCGAUGCACCAAAGAACCAAAAAUAUUAAACAUCUUUGAAAUCACUAUACUUGAGGUAUUAAUAAAAAACAUUAAUCAAAGAAAACACUCAAACAAUUGACUGUUGAUAACCACUAAUGAUGCAAAAGCGGUCAUUGCAUGAUGCUAUUAACUGCCUAUUUUCAGUUGGUUAAAAAAUGACAGUUUUAGAAGUGAAAACGUUCCUAUUUAUAAUAUGUAAAAAUGGUCAAAAGACAGACAGUAUCAAUUGUCUAAAAAACGCCAUUUAAUGCCCGUUUCAUUAUCUACUAACUAGCAUGUGAUAGAUAAUUAAUCACACUGUUUCGAGUAUCCAUUCACUUGCACAGUUUCUUUUUGAGGCAAAAAGACAUUUAAAAAGAUUAAAUUUCUUUCAGUUAUCGUCAUGAGAAUGCAAAAUUCGAGUUUAUAGUUUAGGUAAUUUUGCAUAUGUUUCUGGAAGAUCCUUACAAAAAGUCAAUGAAAAAUUCAUUUCUCAUCAUCUCAAAUAUAGUAAAAAAAGGAUGACAGAAAAGUAUAUAUUUAUUCGCUCAAUGGGAAGAGCAGAAAGAAAGAAAUUCUUGCGGCGUGGGUUUGAUUCCCGCUCGAGUCAUUAUACUUUUUUCUUCUUUUUGUUUCUUUCUCUUAAAACUUUCAAAAAAAGCUGUUUUGCUUCCGACUGAUAGUACCCCGAGCCAGUUUGGGUGGAUACAUAUACAAUCAACUAUCCUCUAUCCCCAAUAUUUACAGUCUGUUGAACACCUACUGCAUGCCGAAAGACUUCUAUUUAACUUAUAUCAAAAACAGAACACAAGAAACAUACCAAAAAAAACGACUACUGAUAACAUCUAGUCGAUUGUUGUACUUCAGCGUUAAAACUUCACAUGUUUGAAUCUCUAUUCGUACAAAAUUGAUUUUGUGUUCUUCGAUAGUUUUAGUUUAGAGUACUAUAAUGGAAUAUUCUUUUUUUAUUCUGGCCAAACAAAGCGUAUAUCAAGACCUUUACCAUUUAGUAUUGUCGGUUUUGAUAUCCGUUUUAUUUUUAAGCUGUUCCUGCUCGACUGGAGGCCAUUGUCUGUGGAUACCGGAUAUUCGAUGAAUUGUUCUAACAACUGCUGCCAGACGUGGUUUGCAUAAUCUCUAUCAAAUAAGGUUGAUAAAAUGCAUCCGAAGCUGGCGGCAAGUUUGACACAAUGUCUUUACUAUGUUGUUUUUUUAUUGUUACUUCAAAGGUAAAGAACGUAGUUCGUCAAGAGAAAUGUACAUUUGUCUUCCGGAAAAUGCAACGCAACUUGCGGAACGACCGUGAGUAUAACAUGCUAUCAUAAGUUUUUCUCCUGCUAACACUGCUUCGGUUGUGACUAGAAACGGUGGGAAGUCUAUUACUUAUAGGUUUUGCAAAAAAACCUUAGAUUUUCAGGUAAACUUCAUUUUUCUUACUACCAGAAACACUUUCAUGAAAAGCUAAUGAUGUAUUUAGAAUCAACGCAUUGAACUGCAUCAAAUGAUAUGUCAGUUGUAUGUUUUUAUGCACAAAAAGUCGUUCGAUAUAAUGAAAUGACAGAUUUACAGCAUCCUCGCGGCAAUUUUGGCUAGGCACAUGGACAUGAAAGUGGUACGAAAGCCUCUAAACACUAUUUGUAUAGGUUUCCGCAUGCUUUCUAUUCAAUGGUGUGAUUUACAAGUUCAAAGAGGUUUUUAUCAAAGAUUCGGUCUCUGGAAAAUCCGAUUAAAAGUGUUUUUGAACUUUUUAAAUUACACUAUUGGAAAGAGCGCACACGAAAACCUAUAAAAAUAGUGUUCAGAGGCUUUCGUAUUACAUUUAUGGCACAUGUCUACGUGCCUAUUCAAAAUUGCCACUGUGCACUGGUGGCUCCUGACAAAAGGAAAGGAAAAGUCAUGUCUAGACAAAGGCACAUACAUUGUUGUAGGCAAUGACUUUUCGUUUCCUUUUUUCUUUUGUUAGGAACCAUCAGUGCACGUGUGUAAAGACGGAUAAUUUAGAGAGACAAGCAAAAGUAAUUUCCAUAAUAUCCACCCUUACUCUCAUAACCAAAGGAUGUUUUUUAUGACAUUAGGCUAUCAUUUAUUAGUCGUAAUUUCUACAGAAACUUUUGUUUUGAUUAGUUGAUGUAAGGCUUUUUAAAUCAACACUAUUCAUUUUUGUUCUUUUCCUUGAUUCAUUCGAUCACGACAAAACAAACCUAUUUUUUUUACGAACGUAAUUUGUUUCUGUUCUCUCUUACCGACACUAUGGUUACGUUUAAUCUAUUUAUUUUAGAAAAAAUUCAACUGAAAAAACUCGCUCAGUGUAUUGUUUUUGCUUGAUUAAGAAGUAAACCUGCUAUAUUUUACAAAAUUCCUUUGAGUCAUAAACAACUAUUGAUCAAAUUUGUUUCGAAAAAUGAAUGGUAUAUAAGAAAUUGUACGUUUUAAAGUCAUUGAUGAUCAUUCAUAUUUGUUUUCAUCAAUACAAUUUAUUUUAAAUCCAAAUGCAUACGAAAAAUCAUCUCUGUUGGAACGUCAAAAAUGGAAUGCAAAAAUUCGUAAUAAUAUAGCACAAGAAAUUCGAAAUACAAAUAUUUUGACAAUAAAAGAAGAUAUUCAGUUAUGGGCAAAAGAUAAUAUAGCAUAUGCAAAUCGUUUGUGCCAGUCAUUAUUCUGUGGUGAUAGCAUUGAAUUAAAAUAUAUAUCUGAGCUGUGUUCAACAGAGGUGCGAGUUGUUAAUAGUAUACGCGUACAUCUUGGUCAAAUAUACGUUUAUGGCAAAAGUCAUGAGUAUAGACGCUGUUGUUAUAUCGUAUCUGAUGGUUUACCUUAUAAUCCACUUUAUUUAUUAUCUUGUAAUGGACAAAAUGAAACUAAACAAACGAUAUUUGACUGGGAUGCAAGACGUAGAGUAGAAAACCUAGUACAAAAUUAUAUAAAAAAACAAAAAGUUAAAACUACCAGUUGGUGUUUAAGACAUGAACAACAUAAUCACCACCAUCAGCAGAUUAUCUCAAAAACGUUACAUCUAAACAUAAAUAAUACACAGGCAGACCCGUCUAGUGAAGCACAUUUUAUGACAAUUGCAUGUAGUAUGGCUCGACAGAAUGGAGAAAGCAUAAUUGAGAACAAAAGGUACCAAGAACUUUUCGAUAAUUUUAUGAAAGGAUUAUAUCGAAUCAAAACAACACACAUACGUUUAUUUUAUAAAAGUUUGUGUGAUAUAGUUGAUAUAUUACUUGACAACAUAAAAGAAGAUUUAAGCGGUGCACUUCUUUUAACCAACUACAAGCUGUUUGUUCUGUUACGGGUUACUCUUAUCGAUUUGUUAAACAAAUGGAAUGAUUUAGAUGAAAUACUAACUGAAAAUGAGCAAAUACUUUUUCUUAAAAUUUCGAUGCUGCUUCAUACAAUAAUAGAUUAUACUCGUAACACAAAACAAAUGGAUGCAACGAAGUUAGUGUUAUUAGACACAGCAUUUCUUGAAACAAUCAAACUAUGUAUUGAAGAAAGUGGAAAACAUUUAAACGAUUCAAAUCUAUUUGCGUUCGAUUUAUUAAUCUAUUGUUUAAAAAAGUUUCAAGAUAAAGAAAAGUAG